Messenger RNA from Penicillium odoratum, 3087 nucleotides. It is a transcript of the gene rat1, whose product is annotated as 5'-3' exoribonculease Dhp1. Gene Ontology annotation, biological process: nuclear-transcribed mRNA catabolic process. Gene Ontology annotation, molecular function: zinc ion binding; RNA binding; 5'-3' RNA exonuclease activity. The coding region runs from base 1 to 3087 and encodes 1028 amino acids. Gene Ontology annotation, cellular component: nucleus. The record is from RefSeq and is a predicted model, not a curated record. Lineage: Eukaryota; Fungi; Ascomycota; Eurotiomycetes; Eurotiales; Aspergillaceae. The transcript has 5 exons.
AUGGGUGUCCCCGCGCUGUUCCGAUGGCUGUCCAACAAGUACCCAAAGAUCAUCUCCCCGGUGAUCGAGGAGUUGCCGCAGGAGGUGAAUGGUGAAGAGAUUCCAGUCGACACUACGCGCCCGAACCCCAAUGGAGAAGAGAUGGACAACCUGUACCUGGACAUGAACGGUAUCGUUCAUCCAUGUACUCAUCCCGAAGGCCGCCCGCCGCCAACGAACGAGCAGGAGAUGAUGUUGGAGAUCUUCAAGUAUACCGAUCGAGUUGUCAACAUGGUUCGCCCCCGAAAGCUCCUCAUGAUUGCUAUUGAUGGUGUUGCACCGAGAGCGAAGAUGAACCAGCAGCGUUCCCGUCGAUUCCGAUCCGCGCAAGAGGCCGCUGAGAACGAUGAGAAGAAGGCGGAGCUCCAAAAGCUGCUUGCCAAACAGCGAGCCGCAAGAGGUGAGGAUGCUGUCAUGGAGGAAGAAGUUGUCCACAAGACCUGGGAUAGCAACGUCAUCACUCCCGGUACUCCCUUCAUGGAUAUCCUUGCUGCCUCUUUGCGGUAUUGGAUUGCCUACAAGCUCAACACUGAUCCUGCUUGGGAAAAGAUGAAAAUCAUCAUCUCGGAUGCCACGGUACCCGGAGAAGGUGAGCACAAGAUUAUGGAAUUCAUACGAUCACAAAGAGCAUCGCCAGAGCACGACCCCAACACCCGUCACGUUAUUUAUGGUCUUGAUGCCGAUCUUAUCAUGCUUGGACUUGGCACUCACGAGCCCCAUUUCCGAGUUCUACGUGAGGAUGUUUUCUUCCAAGAGUCGAAGCCUCGGGGAUGUCGAUUGUGCGGUCAGCCUGGCCACAAAGCUGAAGAGUGCACUGGCCGUGCGAAGGAGAAGAGCGGAGAAUUUGAUGAGAAGCAAAACGCAGUUCCGCUCAAACCAUUCAUCUGGCUGCACGUCUCUGUUCUGAGAGAGUAUCUGGCUGCUGAACUGCAGGUCCCUCAACAACCAUUCCCCUUCGAUCUCGAACGAGCUCUGGAUGACUGGGUCUUCAUGUGUUUCUUCGUCGGAAACGACUUCUUGCCCCAUCUUCCCGCGUUAGAUGUCCGUGAAAACGGUAUUGACACCCUUAUCGCCAUCUGGCGUGACAACAUUCCGGCUAUGGGAGGUUAUUUGACAGAGGAUGGACAAGUCAAUCUCGCCAGAGCUCAGCUCAUCUUGCAAGGCGUCGCCAAACAGGAAGAUGCCAUCUUCCGACGCCGUAGACAGGCCGAUGAGAGAAAGGCCGCGAACCAAAAGAGACGUGAGGAACAGGAGAGAGCUCGAAACAAUGAACAUGCCAGCAAACGGAGACGCAGUUCGCCGCAAUACAACAACAACCAAUCCCAAGGCGGCGAUGACAAUGCUCCCCCUCCUGGAGUGGAACUAAUCACCCCAGGUCGUGGCCACUUGGACAAGGAGACCAGAGAGUUGACUCACAGUAUGGUUGUGAACCGGGGCGCCGUGUAUCGUGCCAACAUGGAGAACAAGAGUGCCGCCGCUGUGCUGAAAAGCAAACUCAUGAAGGGCUCUGCUGAACCUGCCGCUGAGAAAGCAGCAGAGGGCGAUGCUGACACGCCUGCUGUUCUUGGAAAGAGGAAGGCCGAUGAAGCCGACGAAGCCAGUGAAGCCGAGAAGCAGGAGGCUGAGUCCGGAACUCCUGGAAGAGACUCACCUCCUCCCCCACCUGUCAAACCCAAGGAGAACGAGGAACCCCAGGAUACCGUUCGACUCUGGGAGCCUGGCUAUGCUGAUCGUUACUACGAGCAGAAAUUUGGCGUUGAUCCUGAGGAUCAUGAAUUCCGCCACAAGGUCGCCCGUGCUUACGCUGAGGGUCUCGCCUGGGUACUUCUCUACUAUUUCCAGGGUUGUCCUUCUUGGACUUGGUAUUACCCCUACCACUAUGCUCCCUUUGCUGCGGACUUUGUGGAUAUCGCGGAUAUGGUCCUCGAUUUCAAGAAGGGCCAGGCAUUCAAGCCAUUUGAGCAGCUGAUGGGAGUCCUGCCGGCAUCCUCUAACCAUGCACUGCCCGAAGUGUUCCACGACCUCAUGAGCAACCCGGAGAGUGAAAUCAUCGAUUUCUACCCCGAGGAUUUCCCUGUGGAUCUCAACGGCAAGAAAUUCGCCUGGCAAGGUGUGGUCUUACUUCCUUUCAUUGACGAGAAGCGUCUCUUGAAGGCUAUGGAAAAGAAAUAUCCUCUUCUCACUGAAGAUGAACGUAAUCGCAAUACCCACGGCCGCGAGGUACUAUUGGUAUCGGAUCAACACCCCCUUUACCAGGAACUUGCCGCCACCUUCUACUCGAAGAAGCCUGGCCCACCCCAACACACAUUGAACAUGCGCGUGAGCGAUGGUUUGGCUGGUAUCGUUGAACGUAGCGACACAUAUAUUCCCCAUGGAUCCCUGAUCUCCAAUUUGGAAGACUAUGGCAUGCCCGGCCUUGAUGAUGACCGCAGCCUAACGGUUAAUUAUACUAUCCCCAAGUCCAAUCACCUGCACAAGUCUAUGCUGCUUCGAGGCGUGAAGUUCGCAACACCCAUGCUGAACUCAGCCGAUGUUCGCGCAGUCAAGGGCCGCGCUCAGCAUUCCGGCCGCCAAUUCGGAGGUGCUCCAUUGAACGGGCGAGGGCGAGGUGGCCGUAUGGAUUACGGAGGAGGAGGAGGAGGCCGCCCUAACCCAUUCGCGGCGCAUCUUGACCCUCGUUUCAUGAACAUGCCACAGGGUGGCCAAGGUGGUCCAGGUGGCCCGCAUGGUGGUCAACAAGGUAUGGCCCCUGGGUGGGUGCCCCCUCAACAAGGUGGUGGUGAUUACUCCCGUGGUCCACCCCCACCCCCACGUGGUGGUUAUCAGUACCCCCCUAGAGACUACCAUCAACAGGGCCAAUACAACCAACAGGGCCAGUACAAUCAGCAGAGUCAGUACAAUCAACAAGGCCAGUAUGGUGGACACCAGAACUAUGGGUCUCAAGACAACCGGGGCAGAGGUGGCUACCGAGGUAGAGGACGAGGCCAAAACUCAGGCUAUUCCGGAAAUCGUGGAGGUGGAGGCGGUGGAGGCUAUGGACGUUAUUAG